This is a messenger RNA of Aspergillus wentii DTO 134E9, 1286 nucleotides long. RefSeq lists its product as uncharacterized. NCBI's taxonomy places the organism in Eukaryota, Fungi, Ascomycota, Eurotiomycetes, Eurotiales, Aspergillaceae. Gene Ontology annotation, biological process: protein N-linked glycosylation; N-acetylglucosamine metabolic process. Gene Ontology annotation, cellular component: membrane. Gene Ontology annotation, molecular function: beta-1,4-mannosylglycoprotein 4-beta-N-acetylglucosaminyltransferase activity. The coding region runs from base 105 to 1169 and encodes 354 amino acids. The transcript has a single exon. The record is from RefSeq and is a predicted model, not a curated record.
GCAACAUAUGGAAAGGAUUUUUUAGAGGAUUCUUGACACUGAGCUUAGUGAAGUGGGAUUACUUUCUGCAAUAUUCAGAUUUUCUUCACACAGCAUCUUGCAACAUGCCUGGCAGACGAGUACGACAGUACAUCCUCGCCUCGAUGGUUUUUCUCUUGGUCUGCACCUUUCUCAAAUUUCAAGACUUUACCAUUCCCACAUCGCUUUCUUCCAGUCAACAAUUUAAUGAAUUUUCAUUCUUAAAUCGAUCAUUCAAUGAUUUUCUCCCAGUACAAGAUGCAGAAUUUCUUUGUACUGUGAAUGGCCUACAACUAUACCAAAACCGCUCACAUCCACGCAAGAUAUACGACCUCAUUCUCAUCAGCACGGAGCUAGAUUGGCUUGAAAUUCGCAUGAACGAGCUGAACAGCCAGGUCGAUUACUUUGUCGUUGUUGAGGCUACAGAAACCUUUACCGGCAAUCCAAAACCCCUCAUCUUCAAGGAAAACUAUUCCAGAUUCGCCCAAUUCGCAGACAAGAUUGUGUACCAUGCACUCGAUCUAUCACAUCUGAGAGGGAAAAGUACUUGGGAACGGGAGGCCUACAGUCGCAAUGCCCUCUUUACAUCGAUCUUUCCGUCGAUGUUUCCUCCCGUUGCCCCCAGUAUGUACGAUGUAAUUCUUGUUUCCGAUACUGAUGAAAUCCCUCGACCCGAAACCCUGACAGUGCUGCGAAACUGUGAGUUCCCCGACCGAGUCACUCUGCGCAGCAGGUUCUUCUAUUAUUCCUUCCAAUGGCAACAUGUUGGAAACGACUGGCAUCAUCCCCAAGCCACAUUCUACGCGGGCUUGAAUAAGACAAUCCUCCCCGAGGAUUUGCGCAUGCACGGCGGGAAAGAUAUUUGGAAUGCGAGCUGGCAUUGCAGCUCAUGCUUCUCUACUGUUGCUGAGAUGGCGAAGAAGAUUGAAAGCUUCUCGCAUACAGAAUACAACAAACCACAGUUUCGCGAUCCACAGGAGAUUGUGAGGAGGGUGAGGAACGGGCUUGAUUUAUUUGACAGGGAAAGUGAGAAAUAUGAAAAGGUGCCUGCAAGUGACGUGCCGGGCUACCUCAAGUUGAAUAAAGACCGAUUUCCUUUCCUUCUGGACAGAGACCCGGAAGACGGAAACUUCGAGGACUAUCAUCCUUAAUUUAAUGGACGGCAAAUAUUAUCUAUUCUCACUGAUUCCUUUAAUGUAUAAAUAAAGCUAUAUAUAUACAUCUUUCUCUCAGAAUAUCUUACUAAAGUGGAAUUGUGGAGAUUUAGC